Anolis sagrei ordinatus is the source of this 1085-nucleotide messenger RNA. Its product is annotated as lectin-like. Gene Ontology annotation, molecular function: signaling receptor activity. The record is from RefSeq and is a predicted model, not a curated record. Lineage: Eukaryota; Metazoa; Chordata; Lepidosauria; Squamata; Anolidae.
AACUCUGCUUGGGAUGAAAAUAAGAAACAGAAAUUGACAGAUUUAUGAUGGAUAGAAAUCUCUUUGUUCGCAUCACUGCUGGAAAUGGAAGUAGGUCAUCUAUUUUUGUUUAGUGGCAAGGGAAGGCAGCAAACAAGGAAGAAAACAUGAGCAUCAAAGAACUUUUUCCCUUCAAAUACAGCUGCCAUCUCCAUUGUUCUCCAGAUGGCAGUCCCACUUACCACAACCGCUUCCUCACUAACUGUCCUUUGCUGCUUCAACCAGAAAUGAGCUUCUUGGCAUCUCUUUGUGUCUUCUUUCUGAUCUUCUUCAUUCACGGUAUAUCUUCUGAAACAUGCCUUUGUGUCCGCGGCUUUUGUAGGAAUGGCUGGGUGCAAUAUAUGAAUGCCUGUUAUAAAGUUGAGAAGAAACGAAAUAACUGGAAUGAUGCUGAGAUGGCUUGUCAGAGGUAUGGCACGAAUGCCCACCUUGCCUCCAUCCACAGCGCAGAGGAAAAUGACUUCAUUUUUCACCUGAUGGGCAAGCCACUGGAUCGCUUGGAAGGAAAGGCCUACUGGAUUGGUGCUCAUGACACUUUCAAGGAGGGGACUUUUGUGUGGACAGAUGGUUCCAGAUUUGAUUUUCAAUCAUUCUUUCCUACUGAGCCUAAUGGCCUUCCAGGAGAACACUAUCUGGGGUCCUGGUACUUACAACAUGGACACAUCACCUGGAAUGACUAUGAUAUCACAAUGAAAUUUCCAUCUGUUUGCAAAUACUACUUGGCAAAUGGUAUGCACCAUGACUCCUCAGGACCCAAGCAAGCUUGAUACAGAAUCCCUGGGAUGGAAAAUAGUGCAGAGAUAACUUCAACCCUAUCCUAUAGGUUGCUUUGAAAUGUCUGAUCUUUUCCUUACAACUUUACCUUGUGCUUUUCUGUGAUCAGUUCUGAAGGGGUGGUGGGAUUGUGAAGAGUUUAUUUCAAAUUUUUCUCAGAUUUCAGUGCAGGAUAAUCUCCUGCAUUAAUUAAAGUUACCUCAACCAUAACUAAAAUGCACGAAUAUUAAAUUCCUUGAGAGAAUAAAAAAAAAUUAAAUCACUUUCAAUAA